AUGGAAUGGACGGAUGAUUAUAAUCACAUUGUAUGUGAGUUAUUCGCUGAAGAAGUAAAGAGAGGGAAUAGGCCAAAUACACAUUUGAACACUUUAGGUUACACUGAACUGUCGGGAAGAUUUUACCAAAUGACCGGAAUCAAGUUAUCAAAGACACAAAUCAAGAACAAGUGGGAUAGGUUGAAGAAUGAUUGGUCAAUUUGGCAAAAGUUAGUGCGGAAUCAAACUGGAACCGGUUGGGACAAUACAAGAGGAGUAAUUAACAUGGAAAAUGAAUGGUGGAAAAAAAUGAAAGUGGUAAACGUGCCGGGUUCUGGAAAAUUCAAGAAGAAAGUGCUGCAAAAUCAAGACUUCCUUAGAGAAAUGUUUGGUGACAUUUCUAAUGAUGAAACUGAUCAUUGGAACCCGACGAGUGACAAUCCUGUUAUACCCGAUAGGCAAAAAGACACUAAAAACAUAGAUGGAGCAGGAGAGGAUGAAGAGGAGGACGAUUUGGUGCAUGAUUGGUCAUAUAGAGAGAAAGAGGAUGAGGAGGUUCAGGAGGUAUCUCCUGCUGUUGGAAAUAAAAAAAUAAGAGCUCGUGUUGUCCUAGAGGUUCCUAAGAAGCAAAAGACAAGUACAGCUCUUUUAAUUCAAGAACAAAUUACAAAGAUUGCUGAUUCAGUCGAGUUUUUUACAUCAAAAAAGCAAGCUGAAGUCGUUUCUAUCAAAGAAGUGAUGGAUGUUGUCUUGGAUUGUGGGGCACAAUAUGGUAGCAAUGAGCAUGACAUUGCUACCCAAUUAUUUGUGAAAAAGGAACAAAGAGAGAUGUUCUUGACCCUUCCUACUAGAGAAAUUCGUUUGAAUUGGCUGACAAGAAGGUACAAUGACAAGUAUGGGAAUUGA
Molecule: messenger RNA, 885 nt
Organism: Panicum hallii
Lineage: Eukaryota; Viridiplantae; Streptophyta; Magnoliopsida; Poales; Poaceae
Product: L10-interacting MYB domain-containing protein-like
Exons: 2
Coding region: 1-885 (294 amino acids)
Source: RefSeq, a predicted model, not a curated record